AUGCCGCAAUCUUCCAACCGCAAUGACGCUGCAAACGAUGGCCUUUACUUCCAAAGCGACAUACUAGCCUCUACACCGUAUACUCACGCACAAUUUCACGCAUCUAUCUCAGAUGCUACCAACUCCAGUGAUAUUGGCUUUACUCCCAAUGAUACUGCGAUGCCACCGCCACUCUCAGGUUCAGUAGAUCCCAUUAGCAAACGCCAGAAGUAUGAUUUUCCUGCAGAUUUGGAUACAGGCUCGCCAUUACCUUAUAGUCCAUAUCCAGUCAUGCCUCUGACACCAUUGUCAGUCGGUUCUGAAGGGAACGUUGUGAAGACAUCAUUGACACCACAAAACUCCGCACAGUCACCGCCCGAUUUACGUCGUGUGUCAGUCCAGUCCCUGAUCAAUGAUCUUCCAAAGAAGAGGCCAGGUCCAUCCAACGUGGGGGCUGAGCGGGGUCGACAGUAUCCAAUUGCUGAUUCUGCUUUCACGACCUACGGCUAUGACCUGGGACUCCCUGACACCGAUACUCCGAGGAAUAACGACUUUUCGGCUAUUGCUAUAUUCAGUCCACAGAGUGACACAAUGGGCUUUGGUGACGACACACCGUAUGGUAGUGCAGAGCCCUACGGCAAGGAUAUGGCCUUCGAGAGUGGAGGAUAUUACGCAAAGCCGGUUCCGAUCAGGAUUUCAAAAUCUCUUGAGCCGCUACCGCCUUUGCUUAUGGAGAAUCAGAUGAACCUCUUGUACUUCCAUCAUUUUAUCAACCAUACAGCGCGUGUCCUUGUAAACCAUGACUGCGAGCGAAACCCAUUUCGCGAAAUCCUACCAGAGAUGGCUGUACAAGACGAGAACAUAAUGAAUCUUCUCCUCGCAUACAGUGCGGCACACCGCGCACGUAUGCUUAACCAUCCAGAGCCUUCAAAUCGCAUCGCAGUCUGGGUACAAGAUGUGUUUCCUAAACUGCGUGAAGCGCUCAACAACGACCCAAAAGCUAUAUCAGACAGUACUCUAGCAGCAGUCAUAAUGAUGGCAAGUCUGGAGAUCAUAUGUUCGGGUACAUUCGAAGUACCCGUAUCCUGGCAAAACCAUCUAACCAUGGCACGCCAAAUGAUCAUCCAGCGCGGUGGACCGAAGGGAAUGGGCCGGCAUGAUCGUGUGGCAUACUUCCUUUCCCGGUGGUUCGCAUACCUCGACGUUCUCGGCUCAUUGAGUGGGAACAAGAACGACACGCCCCUCGGUUCGUCCUAUUGGUCCAGUGAAAACGCCUCAGCAGACGAAGACUUCGAAAUUGAUUGUCUGAUGGGCUUUACAAUACGUUGCAUAGGAUCCCUCGCCCGUGUUUCCGAACUAGCGAAGCGUUGUGAACCCCGGCGCAUUGACGAAGAAGGCAACGUUAGAGAAGGCUGGAGUCCUAGCCCCGAGGUUGUCGAAGAAGCAGUCAAGAUCCGCCAAGCGCUCGAAGAAGGGGUGCUGGAUCGCAACAUCCGUAAAGGAUGUAACCACCGCUCCAGUACUUCGUCCGAAUCUGAAGGUGCGUGGGACGCAACCGAGAUAUAUGCGACAAAUGAAUUGUAUCAUUGGGCCGGAUUGAUUCACUUGUAUCGUCGUGUUCUAGGUAAGCCGGCCAUGGAUCACGAAGUUCAGCAAGCGGUUCGAGAGAUUGUAGGUCUGUUGUACAAAAUUCGGAGGGGAAGUACAGCAGAAGCUUGUUUGAUCUUCCCAAUGUUUGCUGCUGGAUGCGACGCACAUGAUGAAGGACAGAGAGAGAAGAUCCUGGACCGGUUGAGGAAUGUAGAGGGCUUUGGACUGAACCAUGUGCCCAAGGUCAGUACGCUUAUGAGGCGUGUCUGGGAUACAGGCAAGCCGUGGGAGUCGCUUGUUUCUGGCGAAUUUUUCGGUUGA
This is a messenger RNA of Alternaria arborescens, 1890 nucleotides long. RefSeq lists its product as hypothetical. Gene Ontology annotation, biological process: positive regulation of transcription by RNA polymerase II. Lineage: Eukaryota; Fungi; Ascomycota; Dothideomycetes; Pleosporales; Pleosporaceae. Gene Ontology annotation, molecular function: DNA-binding transcription factor activity; transcription cis-regulatory region binding. The record is from RefSeq and is a predicted model, not a curated record. Gene Ontology annotation, cellular component: nucleus. The coding region runs from base 1 to 1890 and encodes 629 amino acids. The transcript has 3 exons.